Callorhinchus milii (elephant shark) is the source of this 3329-nucleotide messenger RNA. RefSeq names its product neuroligin 3a (gene nlgn3a). Gene Ontology annotation, molecular function: signaling receptor activity; neurexin family protein binding. The transcript is spliced from 7 exons. Bases 25 to 2454 code for a protein of 809 amino acids. Gene Ontology annotation, biological process: synaptic vesicle endocytosis; presynaptic membrane assembly; chemical synaptic transmission. The record is from RefSeq and is a predicted model, not a curated record. Gene Ontology annotation, cellular component: postsynaptic specialization membrane; cell surface; synapse. NCBI's taxonomy places the organism in Eukaryota, Metazoa, Chordata, Chondrichthyes, Chimaeriformes, Callorhinchidae.
AUAUUCUGCUUCGCUGUAAGAGUCAUGGUUCUGGAUGGUCAGAUUAAUUAUCCAACUGUGAAUACGAAUUACGGUAAACUGCGGGGCAUUCGGGUUCCUCUGCCGAGUGAGAUACUAGGACCAGUGGAUCAGUACCUGGGUGUUCCGUAUGCUGGGGCUCCAAUUGGAGAGAAGCGGUUCCAACCUCCAGAACCUCCAUCCUCUUGGUCUGGGAUUCGUAAUGUGACUCACUUCUCUCCCGUCUGCCCACAAAACAUUCACGGCAUGGCUCCAGCUAUUAUGCUGCCGAUCUGGUUCACCGCCAAUCUGGAUAUUGUGGCUGCUUAUAUUCAGGAUCAGAAUGAAGAUUGUUUGUACUUAAACAUCUAUGUACCCACUGAGGAUGUAAAAAGAAUAUCGAAGGAAUGCACCAGAAAACCAAACAAGAAAAUAUGUAGAAAAGGAGGAGCCAACACAAAGAAACAAAGUGACGAUUUAGCCAAUAAUGACGGGGAUGAAGACGAAGAUAUUCGUGCCAGUGGCCCAAAGCCGGUGAUGGUGUAUAUCCAUGGAGGCUCAUACAUGGAAGGGACAGGGAAUAUGAUUGAUGGCAGUGUCCUCGCCAGUUAUGGGAAUGUCAUCGUCAUCACACUCAACUACCGAGUGGGGGUUCUAGGUUUCCUAAGCACUGGGGAUCAGGCUGCGAAGGGCAAUUAUGGGCUUCUGGAUCAGAUCCAAGCGCUGCGGUGGAUCAGUGAUAAUAUUGCCUUCUUUGGAGGAGAUCCGAUGCGGAUUACAGUAUUCGGAUCUGGAAUUGGAGGGUCCUGUGUCAGCCUCUUGACACUGUCCCACCAUUCGGAAGGUCUUUUCCAAAGGGCAAUUAUUCAGAGUGGCUCUGCUUUGUCAAGCUGGGCGGUAAAUUAUCAGCCAGCCAAGUACACCAGACUGCUGGCAGAGAAGGUGGGCUGUAACAUGCUGGACACGCUGGACAUGGUCGAUUGUCUGAGACAGAAAACUUACAGGGAACUGGUGGAGCAGGACAUUAAGCCAGCCCAAUACCAUGUGGCAUUUGGACCUGUCAUUGAUGGCGAUGUGAUUCCUGAUGACCCAGAAAUUCUGAUGGAGCAAGGAGAGUUCCUUAAUUAUGACAUCAUGUUAGGAGUCAACCAAGGAGAGGGAUUGAAGUUUGUGGAAUGGGUGGUGGACGCGGGAGAUGGAAUAUCAGGCAGCGAUUUCGAUUUCACAGUUUCUAAUUUUGUGGAUAAUCUGUACGGCUAUCCUGAGGGCAAGGACACUUUACGUGAAACCAUCAAAUUCAUGUACACAGACUGGGCAGACAGGGACAACCCAGAGACGCGACGCAAGACUCUGGUUGCUCUGUUCACUGACCACCAGUGGGUAGAACCGGCCGUGGUGACUGCAGACCUGCAUGCCCGCUAUGGCUCCCCCACGUACUUCUACGCCUUCUACCAUCACUGCCAGAGUGAUAUGAAGCCUGCCUGGUCUGAUGCCUCCCACGGAGAUGAGGUGCCCUAUGUCUUUGGGAUUCCCAUGGUCGGCCCCACAGACCUAUUCCCCUGCAACUUCUCUAAGAAUGAUGUGAUGCUCAGUGCUGUGGUCAUGACCUAUUGGACCAAUUUUGCCAAGACCGGUGACCCCAACAAGCCUGUGCCCCAAGACACCAAGUUCAUCCACACCAAGGCAAACCGCUUUGAGGAGGUGGCUUGGUCCAAGUACAGCCCCGGAGACCAGCUGUACCUCCACAUUGGCCUGAAGCCUCGGGUGCGAGAGCACUACCGAGCCACCAAGGUGGCCUUCUGGAAGCACCUAGUGCCUCACCUGUACAAUCUGCAUGAUAUGUUCCAAUAUACAUCUACCACAACCAAGGUGCCUCAGCCCAACACUACCCCUAUCUCUUAUGACACCCGGCGCCCUAAUGGCAACACAUGGCCCUUCACCACCAAGCGGCCAAGGUCAGGCAUGUCGCCUGCCUACAACUCCGAACAACAGGAGAAAUGGGAUUCAGAGCAGGACAGCGACUCACUGCUCAUCGACAACCCCCGCGACUACUCCACCGAGCUCAGCGUGACCAUUGCAGUUGGGGCUUCUCUGCUCUUCCUUAAUGUUCUGGCCUUUGCUGCUCUCUACUACCGCAAGGACAAGCGACGAAGUGAGCCUCACCGCCAGCCCAGCCCUGAGCACAGCGCCAGCAACGACAUGGCGCACGGCCAAGACGAGGAGAUCAUGUCCCUGCAGGUCAACCAGAGCCACGAAUGUGACAGCCUAGCUGCUCUGCCCGACUACACACUGACUAUGCGCCGCUCUCCUGACGACAUCCCACUCAUGACCCCCAACACCAUCACUAUGAUCCCUAACUCACUGGUGCCCAUGCAGGCACUGCACCCAUACAACACCUUCGCCGCUGGUUUCAGCAGUGCCGGCCUGCCACACUCGCACUCCACCACCAGAGUAUAAUCCGGGCAGAGCCCAGCUCUGGGAGCCAAGGCACCGCGCAGCCUGGUGGGACGGGCACUCGCUCUGGCCCCCGCACCUGCUGCAUUAUACACCUCGGAGAGAAGAGGAACCUCUCUCUCUCUCUCUCCUGAGGAACUUCUGAUACAUUCUUCACGCCAGGCCUUCUUCAAAGUGACAACCUGAGGUUUUAAUAUCAAUUUUUUUUAUAAAAAAGGCAAAAAAAAGAGAAAAUUAAGAAGUGCUUUUGUUGCUGGGCCGAGCAGCAGGCGAUGGUGUUCAUGUCUAUCACAGUGUUCACAUGCCUUAGACUCCCGGCUGCUGCGUCUAUGUGUUUUAUAUCAUUUAGUAUGCCAGCACGGAGAGGGUUUCUCUCUCACACACACGCGCACACACUCGCACACAGACGGGCACGCAGACUGAAUUACGAUGCUUUUUAUAGUCAGGAAACAGGGUUACUGGGCGCAGAGGGAGCUGCUGUCUGGUGUAUGUAAGUCGAGUGUUUUUGCGCGAUGGUUCUGAACUGGAUUGACAGUGUAGAAGACACAGGAUCUGCAUUGCGAGCCCACUGCCACAGUCGGGCAGGAUUCAGAAUCCAAUAAGAGCGGCAACAGAAGCUGGACUGGAGAAGCUGGGCUCACUGUCUGGAUGGUCACUUUGUUGGUUGUCGGGAUUGGCUUCUGCUGAAGGUGGCUCUCCUUCCUCCAGGAACACACGCGCUCUUUGUAUUUUUCUGACUCGGACGAUGAUUUGUGAGAAAAUCUAACAGCGAAACAUUUUACAGAUCUGUGACUUUUUUCGGGGGGGUGGGGGGAAUGUUUGUCGAAUUACAGCAAAUAAUACAGAAUCGUGCAGUUCAGAUCCCUUAACUUUUUAUA